Molecule: messenger RNA, 412 nt
Organism: Owenia fusiformis
Lineage: Eukaryota; Metazoa; Annelida; Polychaeta; Sabellida; Oweniidae
Source: the annotation of a GenBank genome assembly
CCAUAGAGCAUGUAUUCAAUAUUUUGCCCAAAGAGCAUGUAAUCAUUAUUUUGUAUGCAGGGGGUGUAUUCAAUGUUUUGCCCAUAGAGCAUGUUUUGCACAGGGCAUGUAUAUUGAAUGCAGGGCAUAUAUUUAAUUUAUUGCCCAUAGAGCAAUGUUCAAUGCAUUGCAAUGAUGUGACAUGCAAUGUUCAAUGUAUUGUCCAUAGGGCAUAUAUUCAAUAUAUUGUCCACAGGGUAAAUACUUGUAUAUUGCCCACAGGGCAUAUGUAUUGCCCAUAUGACAUGUAUCCAAUGCAGUUUAUGGCAAAUAUUCAUCUUGUACAAAGGGCAUAUAUUUAAUAUAUUUUCCGGAAAGCAUACUUUCAAUGUAUUGUCCAUGUGGCACACAUUCAAUAUAUUGCCCGUAUCAC